Molecule: messenger RNA, 1456 nt
Organism: Telopea speciosissima
Lineage: Eukaryota; Viridiplantae; Streptophyta; Magnoliopsida; Proteales; Proteaceae
Product: malate dehydrogenase [NADP], chloroplastic-like
Exons: 14
Coding region: 69-1385 (438 amino acids)
Biological process (GO): malate metabolic process; oxaloacetate metabolic process; tricarboxylic acid cycle
Molecular function (GO): L-malate dehydrogenase (NAD+) activity; L-malate dehydrogenase (NADP+) activity
Source: RefSeq, a predicted model, not a curated record
UAGUUAUUCGUUACUCUUCUCCCUCCAAAUAAACAGAGCCUCUCUACUCUCUCUCUCUCUCGAUUGCCAUGGCGGUAGCAGAAUUCUCAGCUUCACGCACAGAAACUCGGUUUCUAACCUCUCAAUUCUCUUUAUCAUCCUCACCAACACGUUUCUAUAACCACCGUCGUAUUGAGUUGCGGGCGCCUUCACGAGCCCGCAAUGCCAAAGUGCUCUGUUCUAUUGCACCCAGCCAAGUACAGGCACCGGUCACUUCACAGGUUAAUGAGGUCAAUAAAAACGACUGCUACGGGGUCUUCUGCCUCACUUACGAUCUCCGAGCCGAAGAGGAGACAAAAUCGUGGAAGAGCUUAAUUAAAGUAGCAGUUUCAGGUGCUGCUGGAAUGAUAUCUAAUCAUCUGCUUUUCAAUCUUGCAUCUGGUGAAGUUUUUGGGCCAGAUCAACCCAUUGCCUUGAAAUUAUUGGGGUCUGAAAGGUCAUUCCAAGCUCUAGAAGGAGUUGCCAUGGAACUAGAGGACUCCUUAUAUCCUCUUCUAAGGGAAGUAAGUAUCAGCAUUGAUCCUUACGAGGUGUUCCAGGAUGUAGAAUGGGCUCUUCUAAUUGGAGCAAAGCCUCGAGGUCCUGGAAUGGAACGAGCUGACUUAUUAGACAUAAAUGGGCAAAUAUUUGCUGAACAGGGAAAAGCACUCAAUGCUGUUGCAUCCCGUAAUGUUAAAGUGAUAGUCGUCGGCAACCCUUGCAAUACAAACGCUCUUAUUUGUUUGAAAAAUGCACCAAAUAUACCUGCAAGGAACUUCCAUGCUUUGACUAGGUUGGAUGAGAAUAGAGCCAAGUGUCAGCUUGCCCUUAAAGCAGGUGUGUUUUAUGACAAAGUGUCAAAUAUGACAAUUUGGGGAAAUCAUUCCACUACUCAGGUUCCAGAUUUUUUGAAUGCAAGAAUCAAUGGUAUUCCUGUGAAAGAAGUUAUGAAGGACACUGAUUGGUUAAAGAAAGAGUUCACUGAGAAGGUCCAGAAGCGAGGGGGUGUGCUGAUUAAAAAAUGGGGAAGAUCUUCAGCCGCAUCAACUGCUGUAUCAAUAGUUGAUGCCAUAAAGUCCCUCGUUACUCCAACGCCAAAGGGUGAUUGGUUUUCUUCAGGGGUUUAUACCAAUGGAAAUCCAUAUGGUAUUGCAGAGGAUAUUGUUUUCAGUAUGCCAUGCAGAUCAGAUGGAAAUGGUGAUUACGAGCUUGCAAAGGAUGUGAUCAUUGAUGACUUCCUCCGUGAGCGUAUAAAAAAGUCUGAAGCUGAGUUACUUGCUGAGAAGAGAUGUGUGGCUCAUCUUACAGGGGAGGGUAAUGCAUUCUGCGACCUUCCUGAGGACACAAUGCUUCCUGGAGAACAGUAAGACUGAUCCAAUGGUACUUCUCUCAGAAAUUUAAUAGAAGCUAUCAACAAGAGAAACAAAAUUUCAGAGCA